AUGGCGGAAGGUGAGGAGCGUGCAGGCGCUUGUAGCCAAGUACGUAGGGAACGGCAUACGGCCCUCCGUACAAGCCGUCCGCGAUACUCGCUUUCCAGUUUUGAUCGACGCUCGAGCCUCUCGCCGCAGGAACUGAGCGAGAGCCUGGCGGAGAGUCGGGGUGCAUUUUGGAACCGGUCUACCACAACUCCCAACGAUGUAGAUGACUUGAGUACGCGCCGCAUGAUGGAGAAGCGGCGCAGAAUCGCGAUGGAGUGGUACGAUUCGGAGCGGAUCUAUGUUGAGGGUCUGGCCCUGCUCGAGACGCUUUACUAUAAUCCUCUGUAUAUCUCGAGCCAAACUGAUGACCCCAUCUUGCCUCGCCAUGCGCUGAGCCACAUUUUCUGCAACUUUGUAGACAUUGUGCAGCUCAGCCGCGAGCUCUUCUUCCGGCUCGAAGAGCGGCUUGGCCAUUCUGUGUACGACACUUUUACGACCUCUGCACCUUUUGCUGCGUGGGAUCCACGGAAAGAUACGCUGGGCGAUCUCUUGGUUCCCAUUGCACCCUUUUUCAAGAUGUAUACCUUGUUUACAAAAAAUUAUGCUGGCUCGGUACAGUAUAUCGAACAAGGCCGCAAGACGUACCCCCGAUUUGACACAUUUGUCCAGCGCGCCGAUGUGCGUGCAGGUGCACAGGGUGGACGCAAUGCCGAUCUAGGCUUCCAGUCCCAGUUGCUUACACUGGUCCAGCGCGUGCCUCGCUACCGACUCUUUUUACAAGCUCUCUUGCACAAUACGCCGCGCUGGCAUGCAGAUCAUGCGUUCCUGCAUACCGUAUCGCUUACUGUUGACAAGAUUGCAGCAGCCAUGGACGAUCAGGUCCACGAGCACGAUGCGAUGCUCGUCGCGCUCGGCCUGCAGCGGACGCUUCUGGGUAUGGACGAAAGGCUGAUUGUUCCGGGGCGGCGGCUGCUCAAGUGGGGCUCCUUACUGAAGACGGGGCGCAAAGAUAUCCAGCUGCGGCGUAUUUACUUGUUCUCAGACAUGGUCCUCCUUGCGAGCGAUCGCUCUACCGCCGACGUGCACGACAAGCGUGCAGAAACGUCUUUGCACGCCCCGGUCAAGCACCUCACCCAAAAACUCAGGCUGGCCGACUUUACGAUCGUGAGCGGUGAUGGGAAUACACAUGGGGCGCCGAGCAAGCCUGUCGUUGCCGAUGCAUUGUCGCACACACCCACGCUGCGCCACCGGCUCGAUGUGCACUCGCCGCAGUGCAGCUUUUCGCUUUACGCGCCAACACACGCCUCGAAAGAAGAAUGGAUCACUGCGAUCCGCGAGGCGCAAGCAGAGUGCAGCGCCGCUGUACGCUCUUUGCACACACCACACCAAGCCGAGUCCAUACUCGCCUCGCGUCCAUCCAGCACAAGCAGCAGCGCAUUUUCCACCACGAGCUCCGAGACGUGGCCGGCGGAAGUGUUGGACUGCCCGCUGCUGCCCGAGCAGUACUCUGCGCCCAUCUGGAUUCCAGAUAGCCUUGCACUCCACUGUACACGAUGCUGCGAUGCGUUUACCGUGUGGCGCCGCAAGCACCAUUGCCGCUUGUGUGGACAGGUAUUUUGCCAUGCGUGCUCCAACAUGCUGUUUCGAAUCGAUGCGGCGAAGCCAAUUUGUAUGCGUGCUUGCACUGCAUGCUUCACCUCGACAUUUGGCGAGCGUGUUCCCAUGAUGCUGCCCGCGCGCGCGCAGCCCUCUUCAGCGGCUGUACAACGCGCGGUGCAGCACAGACCGGGUGUGUCUAUGCCGAACCUUUUGGAUAUCACGAAUCAAGCUCCUUCUCCGGCAUCAACAAUGCCUCCACCUCUUACCCCUGUACGCCGUGGCGCACGCCGAAGCGUCAAGCUGAAACGUCCCUCGCACCAGCGGAGUUGGUCGAUUGUGAGCGUGCCGUCCGCGGAAGCACAGUUGCUUGGCCCCGUGCAAACGUCCACGUCCGGCUCACUCACACUGGGCUCUGUACCUGCAGCGCCAGCAUUCCGCAGCGAUAUGCCGCGCUCUGCUUCGGCCGCUGCCGUGCAGCUCCAGUCUGUGCUCCAUAGCGAACUAGCGUAG
This is a messenger RNA of Malassezia vespertilionis, 2088 nucleotides long. RefSeq lists its product as uncharacterized. Gene Ontology annotation, molecular function: metal ion binding; guanyl-nucleotide exchange factor activity. Lineage: Eukaryota; Fungi; Basidiomycota; Malasseziomycetes; Malasseziales; Malasseziaceae. The record is from RefSeq and is a predicted model, not a curated record. The coding region runs from base 1 to 2088 and encodes 695 amino acids. The transcript is spliced from 2 exons.